Molecule: messenger RNA, 3386 nt
Organism: Nannospalax galili (Upper Galilee mountains blind mole rat)
Lineage: Eukaryota; Metazoa; Chordata; Mammalia; Rodentia; Spalacidae
Gene: Abi2
Product: abl interactor 2
Exons: 12
Coding region: 227-1855 (542 amino acids)
Cellular component (GO): lamellipodium
Molecular function (GO): SH3 domain binding
Source: RefSeq, a predicted model, not a curated record
GCCCGGCCGUCGCCGCGGUGAUUAUCCUCGCCGCCCCGCGGCUCGCGCCCCGCCUCCGUGCCCGCCGCCCCCUCCCCGGUCGCGCGCUGGGGGGUGCUGCUCGCUCCUCCGGAGCUCCCGCUGCGCUCGCCGCCGCUCCUCCUCUCCCAGGCGCGGGCUUCCCUUGCGCUGCGGCCGCCGCUACCUCUGCGGGCUGCAUGGGGAGGAGGAGGAGGAGGAUGUGAAGAUGGCGGAGCUGCAGAUGCUGCUGGAAGAGGAAAUCCCGGGGGGCCGCCGGGCCCUCUUCGACAGCUACACGAAUCUGGAGCGGGUGGCCGACUACUGCGAGAACAACUACAUUCAGUCAGCAGAUAAGCAGCGUGCCCUAGAAGAAACCAAAGCCUACACCACCCAAUCCUUAGCAAGUGUUGCCUAUCUUAUAAACACCUUGGCCAACAAUGUCCUACAGAUGCUGGAUAUCCAGGCAUCCCAGUUACGAAGGAUGGAAUCUUCAAUCAAUCAUAUUUCACAAACAGUUGAUAUUCAUAAAGAGAAAGUUGCAAGAAGAGAAAUUGGUAUUUUGACCACCAAUAAAAACACUUCAAGAACACAUAAGAUUAUUGCUCCAGCUAACCUUGAGCGACCUGUUCGUUAUAUUCGAAAACCUAUUGACUACACAAUUCUAGAUGACAUUGGACAUGGAGUAAAGUGGUUGCUUAGAUUUAAGGUGAGUACCCAGAAUAUGAAGAUGGGUGGGCUGCCACGUACAACACCUCCAACUCAGAAACCCCCAAGUCCUCCUAUGUCAGGGAAGGGGACACUUGGGCGGCACUCCCCCUAUCGCACACUGGAGCCAGUGCGUCCUCCAGUGGUACCAAAUGAUUACGUACCUAGCCCAACCCGUAAUAUGGCUCCCUCGCAGCAGAGCCCUGUGAGGACAGCUUCUGUGAAUCAAAGAAAUCGAACUUACAGCAGCAGUGGGAGUAGUGGAGGAAGCCACCCUAGUAGUCGGAGCAGCAGUCGGGAAAACAGCGGAAGUGGGAGUGUGGGGGUGCCUAUUGCUGUCCCCACUCCGUCUCCUCCCAGCGUCUUUCCAGCCCCUGCUGGCUCUACUGGCACUCCUCCUCUUCCUGCCACUUCUGCAUCUGUCCCUGCCCCUCUUGUUCCUGCUACUGUCCCCUCCUCCACUGCCCCAGAUGCUGCUGCUGGGGGUGCACAGACCCUUGCUGAUGGCUUCACCUCUCCAACUCCCCCUGUUAUUUCUUCCAAUCCCCCUACAGGUCAUCCUGUUCAGUUCUACAGCAUGAAUAGGCCUGCUUCUCGCCAUACACCCCCAACAAUAGGGGGCUCAUUGCCCUAUAGACGCCCUCCUUCCAUAACUUCACAAACAAGCCUUCAGAAUCAGAUGAAUGGAGGACCUUUUUAUAGCCAGAAUCCAGUAUCUCUUGCUCCUCCUCCUCCCUCCAUCCUACAGGUAACGCCUCAGUUACCUUUAAUGGGAUUUGUGGCCAGAGUCCAAGAAAAUAUUUCAGAUACACCACCUCCACCACCACCUGUGGAAGACCCAGUCUUUGAUGAAUCCCCCCCUCCACCGCCUCCUCCAGAAGAUUAUGAGGAGGAAGAAGCAGCUGUGGUUGAAUACAGUGACCCUUAUGCUGAAGAGGACCCACCAUGGGCUCCAAGAUCUUACUUGGAAAAGGUUGUGGCAAUUUAUGAUUAUACAAAAGACAAGGAAGAUGAGCUGUCCUUUCAGGAAGGAGCCAUCAUUUACGUCAUCAAGAAGAACGACGAUGGUUGGUAUGAGGGCGUGAUGAACGGAGUGACAGGUCUCUUCCCUGGGAACUACGUCGAGUCCAUCAUGCACUAUUCUGAGUAAAGCUCAGCACAGCUUCGCUCCCUCCCAGGAAUAGUCAGGUCUUCUCAGAUUACCCAAAGGCCCUGGGGACUUCCCUCUAGUGAAUAGAAUGAAGCAUACAAAGGAUAAAGCUGCUUCCUUUAUUAUUUUUUUGUGUAUCACCCAGUAUUAAAAACAACCCCCCUGCCACAAAGCCAAGUCUGAACAAAUGGGUUUUUUGCCACCAUGUACUAUGCCGAGCUGUCUGGAUUGAAAUAAAGUGACCAUUUCUGAAUUAACAUAUACAUAGCUAGAACAAAUCAGAUUAAGACUGAUUCAGAAAAAAUCUGGGAUCUUUCUCAGGAAUACUGUAUACCUUGGGAUUUCUCUUCCUGCAGGACCUGUGGCAGUAAAUGUUCAUUGCCUGUGCUAAGGAGUUAGCCUCAUGGCCCAGUGGGCACCCUUGCCCCUUACGUUCUUCCACUAGUAUGAACAGGAAGGAACCAGUGUUUAUAUUCCAUACUUAACUAUUUUCAAGUUGUUUCAGGUGGCUUUUCUUUUUACCACAGUAAAUCCUGCAUUUUAUUAGCACUCCUGUGCACCGGAUGAGUUAAUACUGAACUCACCUGCAUCCUGUCAUGUUUGUAGAUUUUAAGGUUGAGGAAAUGUGAAAGUCUCCAAACAUUCCCAGGGUGGUCAGCAAUUGCCACAGUUUGAUUUUAAUGUGCUGCUGCAUGAGACUGCAUUGCCUCUAAUGGCCAGUGUACCAGAUGGGGAAUGUGGUAGGCUGGUUCAUGUCCUGAGGUGGGUGUGAAGCUGGGCACGAAGAUUCCUGAGGCUGUGAAGGGACACAACUGUGGUCCCUUGCCUUAGGUGCUAUUUCAAAGAGUAGGAUCUUAGAAGCCAGACUAUUACUAUUAUUCUCUUACUAUUUAGAAAAAUACUAUUUUUCCUUUGUUUUUAAGAGACUAGUUGCUGCCAAGUCUCUUGAUAGUCACUGGGAAUUAAAGGCUGCUAACUGUGCACUCUGAACGUUCUAUGACCAGUGUUAGCUGCUGCUGAGUCAUUUGUAUUCUCUCAGCUGUAGAUAAAGUAAAUAUUCUCCUGGUUUUUAUGUGACUCUUAAGUAGCUACUCCUGGGAAGAAGUUGAACCUUAUGUCUCAGACUAAGAAUAUAGUGGAAGAUUAAUAGGACAAAUACGUACCCAGAUACACUGAUGAACAAAAUCAGUGUUUUGAAACAGUAACAAAUAUUUUCCCUAGUCUACAACGUUACAGCUUCAAAUUCAGUGGAGUUUGUGGGUCUGGUGGCUUCUGUAAUUAGCAUAAGAGGUAUUGAAAAAAAGAAGUGUGAUUGCCUAGUAGGUGAAUGCCAUGUUAGGCCAGUUCGAGUUUAGGCCCAGAGAUUCAAUGUGUAUUCCUACCAGUCUAGCAAAUUGGUCAGAAAUGAACUUUGUUGUGUAACUUCACCUGUAGGGUGACAGGAAGAGAAGGUAACAGCUGUAUAUAUUUCAUGCAAGCCUUGAACAUGAUAUGGAGAGCAGAUAGAUGAUUUGGCUAAAAAGUUCACAAG